Molecule: messenger RNA, 1751 nt
Organism: Diospyros lotus (date-plum)
Lineage: Eukaryota; Viridiplantae; Streptophyta; Magnoliopsida; Ericales; Ebenaceae
Product: probable sugar phosphate/phosphate translocator At3g11320
Exons: 4
Coding region: 358-1290 (310 amino acids)
Cellular component (GO): Golgi apparatus
Molecular function (GO): antiporter activity
Source: RefSeq, a predicted model, not a curated record
GCCGACGCUCGACGUCCGUUCAAAUUCACCGCUCCAACAGAUAUCUCUUUGGUUCGUACAUUCCGAUCCUCGAUCGAUCGCCAUUGCGGAAUGCCCUCAGAUCCACCCUCGAAUUGCCCUUUCACCUCUCUCUUCCACUGUCUUCCUGAAUGCUUCUCCCAAGCCGGGAUUUCAAUUUGAUUCUCUCUCUCUCUCUCUCUCUCUCUCUCUGUAACCCUAGCGAGGGAUCGCCUGCUUAUCUUCACCGACUUAAUUUCUCAUUGAUUGAUUGAUUGAUUGCUUGAUUUGUUCCCUCGUUUGUGUAUUUGAGUUCGGGAGCUAUUGGAAUUUAGGAUUGGGUUGGGAGAGAAUCCGACUAUGCCGUCGUCUGGGAAGGCCUCGAGCCGGCUGUUCACGAUCGGGCUGGUCACCUCCUGGUACUCGUCCAACAUUGGGGUGCUGUUGCUGAACAAGUACUUACUCAGCAACUAUGGCUUCAAGUAUCCAAUCUUCCUGACCAUGUGCCACAUGACGGCUUGUGCUCUGCUCAGUUACGUCGCCAUUGCCUGGAUGAAGGUGGUCCCCAUGCAGACCAUCCGAUCACGCGUCCAGUUCUUGAAGAUCUCCGCCCUCAGCUUCGUCUUCUGCGGCUCCGUCGUCAGCGGCAACAUUUCUCUUCGCUACCUGCCUGUGUCUUUCAAUCAGGCCAUUGGGGCCACCACUCCCUUUUUCACCGCUAUCUUCGCUUAUUUGAUGACCUUCAAGAGGGAGGCCUGGCUUACUUACGUCACGCUCAUUCCUGUUGUUACUGGCGUCAUCAUAGCCAGCGGGGGUGAGCCGAGUUUCCAUCUUUUUGGAUUUAUAAUGUGUGUUGGUGCUACGGCUGCAAGGGCGCUUAAGACGGUGCUUCAAGGGAUUUUGCUGUCUUCUGAAGGGGAAAAGUUGAAUUCUAUGAACCUCCUCCUGUACAUGGCUCCCAUAGCUGUUAUACUUCUACUCCCUGCAACAUUCAUUAUGGAAGAAAAUGUGGUCGGUAUCACCUUGGCCCUUGCAAGAGAUGAUGUCAAGAUUAUUUGGUAUCUCCUAUUCAAUUCUGCCUUGGCAUAUUUUGUGAAUCUCACCAACUUUUUGGUAACUAAGCAUACUAGUGCUCUAACUCUACAGGUACUAGGAAAUGCAAAAGGGGCUGUUGCCGUGAUUGUCUCAAUCUUAAUAUUUAGAAAUCCUGUUUCUGUAACUGGAAUGCUCGGUUACUCGCUCACCGUCUUUGGGGUCGUUCUGUACAGCGAAGCCAAAAAACGUAGCAAGUGAGAGACCAGUUUGGGAAUGCAUUGGCUUCAAAUGCCAUCAUUUCUGUUUUCUUGUUACAACGACUGGGGCAGCCUUUCUGGAAGCAAAGUUAUGACGAUCUGCUUCUAGUCGGCAUUUGUCAGAUUUGCCCCACCAAAUGCCCCUUUCCUUUUUCGGCUGGAAACUGGGGAGUAGUUUCCAUCUGUAUCAGCGUCAACCUACAUUUUAGUUAGUGUAGAAAGGUCCAAUAAAUUGAUCAUUUGUUUAUCUAUCCUUCCCCAUCUUGGAGAUAUGGAGGCAGAUCGUUUUUCUUAAUCCUUGCAAUUCUUUCAGGAAACACUUACUAGUUGCUUAUAUUGGUUACUCUUAAUGAAAAUCACUCAAGAUUAUACAAUUUUAUGCCCUGAGACUGAGAGUGACUUUUAUUAUGUGAACUUACUUGCGGGCAAAGUGAAUAGUAUUAAUGUUCAUGAUUUGAUAUU